AUGGGAUCGAACAAGAGAAGCACGUACUCAUACAAGUUCAAAGAUCCUAAAUUAGACGUUCUACAAGAAUUGGGUUUUCAGCUCCAUCCAGUCUACAAGAUCAACUUUAGGAAGGAUUAUGGCAAUCUGCUCAGUCUCUUGAACAAAGAAGCAGACCCACUGGGGCUUUUGACCUUGGCCCAGUUCUAUGAUUCACCAAUGAGAUGUUUCACCUUCCAGGAUUUUCAAAUAGCACCAAUGUUGGAGGAAUUUGAACAUCUUGUUGGUAUUCCCAUAGAAAACAAACUUCCAUUUAUGGGUGUCGAAGGGAUCUUGGAACAUGAAGUUAUAGUUGCUGCCCUUCACAUGCAUAAGAAGGAGGUUACUGCAAACCUGGGAGUGAAAGGAAAUACCAAAGGGUUUCCACUCAAUUUUCUUAUAGAGAGAGCUUACACCCUGUUGGAGGCCCAAAGUUGGGAGGCUUGCUACGCUAAUAUUGCCUUGGCUAUUUAUGGAAUCGUUUUGUUCCCAAACUUUGAUGAUUUUGUAGACAUGACUGCCAUUUGCAUCUUCCUCACGAAGAAUCCAGUGCCUACCCUUCUUGCUGAUGUGUUAUAUUAUCUGAAUUGGAGAAGUGCAAAGAAGGGGGGAAUGGUUUCUUGUUGUGCCCCUCUAUUGUACACAUGGUUGCAAACCCAUCUUCCAAAUAGAGGUGCCUUUGUGGAUCAGAAGGAUGCUAGUUGGCCCCAUAGGUUGGGAUCACUCCUAUCCAACGAUAUUUCCUGGUACUCUAGGGAGUAUGAUGGUACAUAA
Molecule: messenger RNA, 792 nt
Organism: Lathyrus oleraceus (garden pea)
Lineage: Eukaryota; Viridiplantae; Streptophyta; Magnoliopsida; Fabales; Fabaceae
Exons: 1
Coding region: 1-792 (263 amino acids)
Source: RefSeq, a predicted model, not a curated record